Molecule: messenger RNA, 321 nt
Organism: Strongylus vulgaris
Lineage: Eukaryota; Metazoa; Nematoda; Chromadorea; Rhabditida; Strongylidae
Source: the annotation of a GenBank genome assembly
UUGGAAAACCUAGUUUUUCUCUCUUUUCAGAUCUAUCACCAAUACUGUAUCGAACGAGCUGCCUGCCAUUCUGCUCAUAUUUUCACUACCGUAUCCGAGAUUACAGGAUUGGAAGCUGAGCAUUUGCUGAAGAGGAAACCUGACAUUCUCACACCUAAUGGUCUAAACGUUGUUAAAUUCGCUGCUUUGCACGAAUUUCAGAAUCUCCACUCCUUGGCCAAAGAAAAGAUUCACAAUUUUGUUCGGGGACAUUUCCAUGGGCAUUUGGAUUUCGAUUUGGAUAAGACACUUUAUUUAUUUACAGCUGGAAGGUUAGCAUAG